Messenger RNA from Pseudo-nitzschia multistriata, 1135 nucleotides. NCBI's taxonomy places the organism in Eukaryota, Bacillariophyta, Bacillariophyceae, Bacillariales, Bacillariaceae. The record is from the annotation of a GenBank genome assembly.
CGAACUAUUUCAUUCAGUUCUCAUUCGCAGCAAUAGCGAUCAGCGACACCAAACCAUAUUCUCCACCGCAAUGAACACCAUCUCAACGACAAAUCCCGCCGCUGCUACUCGGAUGUUCAGGCGAUCUGUUUCGGCCCUGCAUCGGAACCGGGUGCGAAGUGGUUUCUGUUUCGGGGCCACCGAGAAUUCUGUCGCGGGUGCCUCCUUUUCGACGGUAGCUCUCAGUGCAUCACCGACAACAACAACAGCAACCACCACACCGGGUUCGGAGACAAAGAGCAUGAAUCUAUUCACAGCUAUAAACAACGCACUUUCCAUUGCUCUGGAGACUGAUCCGAGUUCCAUUGUCUUUGGACAAGGUGAGCAAUAUAGACAGACCACAUGCUUGGACGAAUUCAGAAGUCGCUAUCCAUCGAUUGGUUGUUUGCCAGAUAUACAUCUUGCCUGCUCACGUGUUCGCUUUGUUCGUUCCCUUCUCCGCAAAAGAUGUGGCGUUCGGGGGUGUUUUCCGGUGCACACAAGGCCUGCAGGACGAAUUCGGGCCCGACCGAGUUUUCAACACGCCUUUGUCCGAGAACGGAAUUGCAGGUGAGCGUCCUUUUCCUUGAUCUUUCGCUGCUACUUGUUGAUGGCUUGGUGCUGACGAGCUGCUUCGCACCUCAUUGUUUCCUACUCUCUCGUUGAAGGGCUUGCUAUUGGCUACUCUACCAUGUCGGGUGGAACGGCAGUUGGGGAAAUUCAGUUUGCCGAUUAUAUAUUUCCUGGUACGUGCAAAGUCAACCGCGCCGCGGCCCCGAUAAUCAGAGCGUUGAGAGUUUCUCAUGUACCAAAUUGGUUCUUCAUGUACUGUAAUACAAUUUUAACUUUUAUUCAGCGUUCGAUCAAGUAAGUAUUCGCAGAAAUCAGUUCCAAUGGAUUUUCCACAAAAAUGUGCGACUUAAUAGAUACCUUUUCAUUUCGGUAAACUUGUUCCUGCUAAAAAUGACGAAUUAACUAACUGAAUGCCCCAAGAUUGUCAACGAAAUGGCUAAAUUUCGAUAUCGAUCAGGCAAUCAAUGGAACUGCGGAGGCGUUACAUUGCGGAGCCCGUGUGGCGCUGUUGGUCACGGUACGUUUCUCAAUUAUAUUUGUACAC